UUAGCUACAGAUAGACACACGUAUUUGAUCCGUUCUUCAUCCCAUUCUACCUUCUUAUCUUUAUUCUGGCAACGAAAACCCUACAGUACAUUAUGCCACCGACGGGGCCGAAACUCACCCUGGAGGAGCGGCGGAGAGGCGAAAUUGCGCUCAGCGAGUUCGCCGAAUACGCCGAAAAGCAGCAGGCCCAGCGCUCGGCCCCGCCUGUGCCCAGCGACGGUGGGUAUGAAACGGCCAGCGUCUUGCGUGUCCACGAGGACCACGCCGAGCUGGACAUCCUCGAUCAGCUGGCAUUGAGCGAUACGCCCAAGAUCGUCAAGCUGAAGGAGGUCCUCCUCGGCACCGGCGAGCAGCCCGACGACGACCUGCAGGUGCUGGCGAGCCUGCUGCAGUCCCGCAUCGACGAGGGCCACGGCGAGACGCUCUUCGACCUGGGCCUCGAGGACGGCGGCGAGUCGAUGCAGCUCGACCGGGAGCAGUGGACCACGGCCAUCCGGCGCCUGCGGGAGGCCGCGGACACGCUCCCGGCGCACUGCCGGGUCCUGGUCACCUACAACGUCGGCGGACCCGAGGAGUCGCGCGUCAAGAACGAGCGGACCAAGGGCUCGUGGGGGAAACUCCUGAUCCGCCAGCCAGCGAGCACCGUGGAGGAGAUGGCGGAGAUCCGCGUGGCGGUCGUGGGCAACGUCGAUGCCGGCAAGAGUACCAUGCUCGGGGUCCUCGUGAAGGGGAACCUGGACGAUGGGCGCGGCAAGGCCCGGCUCAACCUGUUCCGCCACAAGCAUGAGGUGGAGAGCGGCCGGACCAGCUCGGUGGGCAUGGAGAUCAUGGGCUUCGACAGCCGCGGCGAUAUCGUCAGCAGCUCCCAGGGACGCAAGCUGUCGUGGGAGGAGAUCGGGAAGCGCUCCGCGAAAGUGAUUGGCUUCUCGGAUUUGGCGGGCCACGAGCGGUACCUGCGGACGACGGUCUUUGGCAUGCUGAGCAGCAGCCCCAACUACUGUCUCCUGAUGGUCGCCGCGAACAACGGUCUGAUCGGCAUGAGCAAAGAGCAUCUGGGCAUUGCUCUGGCGCUCAACGUGCCGGUCAUGGUCAUUGUCACCAAGAUUGAUAUCUGCCCGCCCCAGAUCCUCCAGGAGACGCUGUCCCAGCUCAGCAAGAUCCUGAAGUCGCCGGGCGCUCGCAAGAUUCCCGUGUUCAUCAAGGACAUGGAGGAGACCAUCAACACGGCGACGCAGUUUGUCAGCCAGCGGAUAUGUCCCAUCUUCCAGGUGUCCAACGUGACUGGAGAGAACCUCGACCUCGUCCGGACCUUUUUGAACAUUCUUCCGCACCGGGGUCACUACAACGUUGAUGCGCCGUUCGAGUUCUUAAUCAACGACACCUUCUCGGUUCCUCACGUGGGUACGGUUGUGUCUGGGGUGGCCAAGUCCGGGGUGAUUCAUGCGGGUGACACCGUACUGGUCGGGCCCGACUCGCUUGGUCAGUUCACUACGACGACAAUCAAGUCCAUUGAGCGCAAACGAAUUCCGGUGAAUGCUUGCUUCGCUGGCCAGUCUGGCUCGUUCGCUCUGAAGCGCGUUCGGCGAAAGGAGGUCCGCAAGGGCAUGGUGGUUCUCAAGAAAUUGGACCAGGCCCCUAAGGUGUACCGGGAAUUCGUCGCCGAAGUGCUUAUCCUCUCCCACGCCACGACCAUCAAGCCACGCUAUCAGGCGAUGCUGCACGUAGGCGCCGUGAGUCAGACCUGUUCCGUCGUCGACAUUGAUCGUCCCUUCAUUCGGACUGGUGACCGUGCGUUGGUGGCUUUCCGGUUUGUCCAGCGCCCCGAGUUCCUCGCCCCCGGGGAUCGGGUGCUUUUCCGUGAGGGAAAGACCAAGGGUCUGGGAAUUGUCAAGAGCGUUGGCUAUGAUCCGAAGAACCCUCUGAACCCUGAAGCCAAGAGCGCAGGGGACACGGGCACUCCGAAAUGAUCUCAGCGUGUAU
Molecule: messenger RNA, 1980 nt
Organism: Aspergillus uvarum CBS 121591
Lineage: Eukaryota; Fungi; Ascomycota; Eurotiomycetes; Eurotiales; Aspergillaceae
Product: putative GTP binding protein (GTPBP1)
Exons: 3
Coding region: 93-1967 (624 amino acids)
Biological process (GO): translational elongation
Molecular function (GO): translation elongation factor activity; GTP binding; GTPase activity
Source: RefSeq, a predicted model, not a curated record